AGUAGGUACUGAAGCUUCAACGGUGGUUGUUGGGUGGAUCGUUGCCACUCAUCGUAGUCAUCGAUAAGACGCCGUCGCGUUUCGAGCGAGUGACAGUGCGGGUCAACACUUGUCUUGGACCGUUGGACGUACCUAUUUUCAGUUUCAAACCACCCAUCAGACGUAUAAUAAUUUAAUUCUGAGAACUUUAGAGCGCUGAACUCACACGUUUUUCAGGUUUUAGUUGUGAAGUGUUUUGUGUGUGAGAAGAAAUUGAGGAACUGUACCUAACUAAGAAAUUGCAAUGUUUUCCUUGGUGCACAAACAAGAAAAUGCUCACACUGAGGGCAUCUGGGCAUGUGCAUGGGGAAAAUUUAUACCUGGUGCCCACAACAAUCCUCCAUCAGAAACAAAUGGUACUGAGGACCCAGAGCCCACACCUCCCACUGAAAAUCUUCCAGACAGUGAGGUGCAAUACCUGGUCACUGGAGGGUUGGAUGACACAGUUCGAGUGUGGAAGUGGGUUGACAGUGACGAUGGAAGUGGCGGAGGCCAGCUAUCAAAGCUACACACAUUGGAAGGCCACUCCUUAGGUGUUAUAUCAACUGCAGUAAAUCCAGCCGGCACCAUUGCUGCCUCAUCCUCUCUGGAUUCUACCAUAAAGCUGUGGAACCUUCACACCGGCGAACAGAUGGAGAGUCUGGACUGCAGCCCUGUAGAGUCGUGGUCGGUGGUGUUCUCGCCCUGUGGCCAGCACGUGGCGACUGGCAACCACGCGGGCAAAAUCAACAUCUACCAAGCCAAGGGCGGCGAGCACGUAUCCACCCUGGACACCAGAGGGCGCUUCACCUACACCAUAGCUUACAGUCAAGAUGGGAAGUACAUAGCAAGCGGGGCCAUUGACGGCUUCAUUAACGUGUUCGAGGUGGAGAGCGGCAAGCUUCUGCACACCAUCGAGGGCCACGCCAUGACCAUCCGCUCCAUCACUUUCUCUCCUGACUCCCAACUCCUGCUGACCGCUGCUGAUGACGGACAUAUGAAGCUUUAUGACUUUGCAAGUGGAAAGUUGGCCAAGACGUUAAGUCACCACGCGUCAUGGGUGCUGAGCGUCGACUUCUCACCCGACCAAAUGCGCUUCGUGUCAUCGUCGUCAGAUUCUUCGGUGAAAGUCUGGGAUGCUCGCCAGAGGGAGUUACUGCACACCUUCACCUCCCACACAGACCAGGUGAGUGGGAGUUACUGCACACCUUCACCUCCCACACAGACCAGGUUUGGUGCACGCGCUACAAUAAAGACAGCAGCAAGAUCGCCAGCGUCGGUGAUGAUAAGAACCUCAUCGUCUACAACUCCCCCGUCUGACGUGCCUUUAUUCCCUGCCAUAGAGUUAUUUAAUACGACAUUAACAUCAACGUUCAGAUUAUUCUAUCCUUCAUUUACCCUAGAUAUAUUCACCAAACUAUAAGCUUAAUGUCUCGGUUGUUUUUUUUAUCUAUUUUCUGAUCGAAUGCACGGAUUGCGCAGGUAGUUUUUCUGUAGCGUCUAAAAUUUGGAUUACAUCUCUGAAUUUGCUCUCUCUGGGUGUGUUUUGGUAAUAAAGUGUGUCUUUAUUUGGAGUUCCAAUUGUGUUCAAAGAAGAUGGAUGUGUGAAUGUGUAUGGAUCCAAUUGUGUUUCAAAGAAUGUGUGUGUGCCUGAGACGCGCUUCGUGCCCCGCCGUCGAGGCUCAAUGAAAUGCUAUUGGAAAAUCUGCCCAUUGAGGCGAAAUAUUCGAAGUCUGUUUGAUUUUUUUUUGUACUUUUGAUUCGAGGCUCACCAAAUUCUCAUUUAUUUUGUUUUUAAUAACAGAAAUUGAUAAUAGAACGCGUUUUUUUUUAAAUACUGAAAAAAUCUUUUACUCCAUCUUUGAGGUUCCAAAAUUCGGGCGCGUUUUUGUUUUUCGCCGCAAUUGCAGAAAUGGGGAUUCUCUGUAAUUGGCGGCCGUUUUCUUGCUUUGAAGCUUCCCCAAUUAUGAGCCAUGAAAUGUUCCCAGAACUCGAAGGAAAAUAACAUCUUUAAUUCUCGGAGGUUUCUUGUAAAAUCUUACAACAUUGAUACAAAAUUAUCAUGUACGUUCAAUUAACACUAAACCGAAUCGUAAAAAUUAUUAUUUUUUUAGUAAAUUUAGAGUUAAUAACUUACAAGGGAAGACGCAACGAUGGUUGGUGGCCAGGCUUAACAGUAGGAAUAAAUUCUCGUUUAAUGAAACUUUAUUUCCGCAAUCCACCGUUGAACGUCACUAUCUACGCGGACAAAUUCAACGUAGUUUCCAAUAGAAUUUUAAUGCAUUAGCUAGGCAUCAACGAUUAAAUGUGAUUUCGUUCCAGGGAAAUGUAUCUGCAUUUGCGCAGAAAUAGCGUUGUCAUUGUUUUCAAUAAUAUAAUGUUUCUAA
Hyalella azteca is the source of this 2405-nucleotide messenger RNA. RefSeq names its product WD repeat-containing protein 61. NCBI's taxonomy places the organism in Eukaryota, Metazoa, Arthropoda, Malacostraca, Amphipoda, Hyalellidae. Bases 284 to 1441 code for a protein of 385 amino acids. Gene Ontology annotation, molecular function: protein binding. The record is from RefSeq and is a predicted model, not a curated record. Gene Ontology annotation, cellular component: Cdc73/Paf1 complex. The transcript is spliced from 8 exons.